Dermatophagoides pteronyssinus (European house dust mite) is the source of this 4295-nucleotide messenger RNA. Its product is annotated as tetratricopeptide repeat protein 21B-like. The record is from RefSeq and is a predicted model, not a curated record. Lineage: Eukaryota; Metazoa; Arthropoda; Arachnida; Sarcoptiformes; Pyroglyphidae. Gene Ontology annotation, cellular component: intraciliary transport particle A. Gene Ontology annotation, molecular function: protein binding. Gene Ontology annotation, biological process: intraciliary retrograde transport; protein localization to cilium.
ACUGUUUUUUGUUAUAUAAAUUCUCACAAUCAAUUUAUACGAAAUAAUUUCUCAAUAUUCUAAUAUCAUCAACAUGGAAAAUACGAAUAAUGAUAAGAUUGUUAAGUCAUCCAUACAUUAUUAUUGUUUAAAUGGUUUGUAUCGUACUAUGGCUUCAUUAGCUUCUGAAGGCCAAAGAAUGUAUCCGGGUGAUCAAACCUAUCGUUUCUAUAUGGGAUGUUCAUUGGCAUUUGAGGGUCGUGUACAAGAAGCAAUAAGGGAAUUGGAUCGUUGCGUCAAUGAUCGAGAUUUAACAAUGGCAGCUACAUUGGCUCUAAUUUAUUCACAUUCAAAAUGUCAAGUUAUUGAUAAAGAUGCGAUUGAUUCAUUGGAAAAGCGACUGGAACAAUUAAAAGAACAAUCUAACGAAACGACAUUAUAUUAUGCAAGCUUAUUCUUAUUACUAUCAAAAAAAUUUGUCCAGGCCAGUCAAUACAUUGAACAAUUGAAUCAAAAAUAUCGUACAUUUUUAGAUGGUAAAGUUCUUUAUGGUUGGCUAAUUGUGCAUAAUGCCAAUAACGAUUCGAUGGAUGAAAAAUCUCUAAAAAGCUAUUCACAUUUAUUUGAGAAAAUAAAUGAACCUGAUGUACUGAUUAUUUUGUCCAAAGUGGAAGAAAAGUUACAUAACUAUUCUGGAUCUAUUGAAAAACUUAAUCAUGCAAUUGCUAUGUAUCCAAAGUUUUUGCCCGCUUUGAUUGAGAAGAUAAAAGUUCAUGCUAUGUUAAAAGAAUUCGAAUUAUUGAUGGACGCAGCAUUUCGAUCAUUAGUUUUGGAUAAACAUUGUAUUGAACCACAUCGGUAUUCUAUCAUAUAUUACUUAGCCUGGGAUUUCAAUGAAGAAUCUGCUUUGUCAAAAAUUCGAGAUCUUAUAUCAUCGUUAGAAUUACGUGAACCAAAAAAUGCUUACCUUUAUUAUGAGAGCUCUAGACUUAUAUCUCGACUGGCUUUGAAUAAUCAGAAUAUUCUGAUGCAUUCUUCAUCAUUGAUUGAAAGGGCAGUUUUUUUGGAUCCAACAAAUAUUGAUUAUAUCUGUGAAAAUGCUUUUCAAUGGGCUUUAUUAAAGCGUUUCCAGGAAUCAGAAAGACAUUACAAAAAUGCAAUGAAAAUAAAUCCGGCUGAUUCUAAGCCUAUCUCGGGGCUAUUAAUGACUAAAUUAAUGCAACAUGAUCAUGAUUUAAUGGAUGGAAAUGUGGGAGAAGAUGACAAACUCAAUCUGUAUAAAGUAUACGAAGAGAUUGAUCAAUUGGAAGAAUUCAAUAGGACUACAACUGGAUUGACAACUGUCAAUGUAGGAUCGAAAAAUGAAACGAUUGAUCUUCUACCACCACAACAAGAUUUACUUUAUCUAUGCGUAAAAUCUCGAGUAGGUCGCAAACAACAUGACAAUGUCAAAUUGAUCGAAAACUAUUUGUCGCAAUUAUUCAAUCAUUAUAACCAACUUAAGGCCAAUCCAAUCUCGGUACAAUUCUAUUCUAAUCUACAAAUACAUCAUGUUAUGGAUAUUGUACAAAUCUGUACAUCUUUAUGUGCACCGGAACCAUUGGUACGAGGACAGCAAGUGCCCAUGUUUCUUUAUUAUGCACAACAAUUCAUCAAUGUAUUGGCAGCAGUCAUUCCAAAUCAUAAACAAAUAAUUUAUCGUAUGGCUAUGAUCAAAUAUUUGUCCGGAGAGAUACGAUCAGCAGCGAAUCUAGUAAAUCGUUGUCUACAAUAUGAUGGCAAAUUCAUCGAUUUAUUCAUAUUAAUGGCAAAAAUAUCUAUAUACGAUCGUAACUUUAAAACAGCUAAUCAAUGUUUAGAAAAUGCUCUUGUUCUUGAUUUUAAGAUACGUAACGACAUUUCCUAUAUAAUUUCUAAAUCAUCGAUAUUAAAAUUCGAAAGAAAAUAUACUGAAGCAUUACAGUUAAUGAUGGAUGCAUUACAAUCAACAAAUAAGUCAACAUUAUGUGAUCAUUUCGAUUCGAUUGAUGUUGAGCUAUUACUUUUGCUAGAAAUGGUCGACAUUCAUUUAUUACUCAAUAAUACUAUUGAAGCAAGAAAAAUUGUAGAAAAAUUAAUACAACAAUAUACAUCGGAUUAUAGUGGAGGAAAACAGGAACAACGAGCACGAAUUUAUCUAUCGCAGGCAAAAAUCGAUUGCUAUUCCGGUGAUUAUGAAGCAACAUUACAAACAUUACGUAAUAUAACGGCAACAAUGAGUGAUGACCAUUAUAUUCGAUCAAGAAAAAUGAUGGCAGCCAUUUAUCUCAGCAAACAUAAAGAUCGAAAACGUUUUAUCGAAUGUUAUCACGAAAUUGCCGAAAAUUUCCCAUCACAACAAUCACAAUUGAUGCUGGGCGAUGCUUAUAUGCACAUCCUACAGCCUGAAAAAUCGAUUGAAAUCUAUGAACAAACUGUGAAAAAAAAUCCGAAAGAUUCUACACUUGUACGCAAAGUUGGUCAAGCAUUGAUCAAAGCUCAUUUCUAUGAACGAGCAGUUACCUAUUAUAAAGCAGCUAUUAAAUCAAGUGGCCAGAUGCCGUCUUAUUGUUAUGAUCUAGCGGAAUUGCUUCAUCGUCUUGGUCGUGAUGACCAAUGUAAGGAAAUUAUUGGUCAAACUACUAAAUUAUUUGAUGCAAACAAAAAUGAAAUGGAUAUCGAUACUCAUAUUAUCAAAAUAAGAAUAUUCAAUCUAUUGGCCAAAGUUCAUAAACGGUCAGGUGAUAAAGGAAAAGCUAUUCAAAUAUUGCGUGAUGCUCAUGAUGAAAAUCAAAAACUGAUGCGUCGUUUACCCGUUGAACAUCCAGAUCGAUUGGAAGAACAUCGAAAAUUUUCAAUCAAUCUAAGUGAUCAGUUAGCGGAUCUGUUGUUGGCAGCCGAUUAUGACAAUAAUCAACAAUCAGCAUUGCAGAUAUAUAAAGACUCAUUAUCAUUCGAUAGUUGCAACGAUGAAAUAUAUCUGAAAAUGGCUAAAAUGGAAAUGAGAAAUGAUCAUUUUGAUCAAGCUCAUACGUAUUGUACAAACGUUUUGAAAAAUAAACCCAACAUGGAAGAAGCAUUAAUGAUGAUAGCCGAUAUUACAUUUCGUCAGGCAGAUUUUGAAGGUGCCCUUAGUCUCUAUCAAGAAUUGUGGAACAAGAACAAAACUAAUUUUCGUUCGCUGAUGCAUCUCAUAGAUGCCGCUCGGCGAUGUGGUCAAUUGCAAAUAAUAUCCAGUCUUUUGGAAGAAGCGGGCAAAAAAUAUAAUGAUGAAAGGAUCAACGAUGAUAAAACGGCCAAAUCGUCAAGUGAAGCUGGAUUCUACUUCUGCAAAGCUCUUUAUUACUGGUAUACAGGCGAUGUUAAUGAAGCAAUCAAAUAUCUGUACCCGAUUCGUAAUGAUGCCCAAUUUGGAAAGGAAGCAACCAUUUUAAUAAUCGAAAUUUGCAUCCAUUCUGAUUCGAUCACAACGAGUAAUAAUAAUUAUUCUAUCGCAGAUUCCUCCAACCAAGAUAGUCAAAGGCCAAGUUCAAUUUCAUCGAAUUCGACAUUGAAAACGGCUGAAACCUUAGUCGAAAUAUUGAAAUUGCAGAAUCCGGAAGACUUUCAAGUACAUCUGCUUAACAAUUUGGUAUUGUUGGCAAAAAAGCAGAAAAACGAUGCCGAGUUUGUUCUUUCCGAUUUAAUGAAAUAUUUGAGCAACGAACGUUACUGUGAUCAUUCGGCCCUUAUCUAUGGCAUGGCUAUGGCUUAUAUGACACUAAAGCAAACACCUAAAGCACGAAACCAAUUGAAACGAAUCGCUAAAAAUAAUUGGAAAUAUUCAGAAGGUGAUUACCUGGAAAAAGCUUGGCUAUUACUGGCUGAUAUUCACAUACAAUCAAACAAGUUUGACAAUGCCAACGAACUUUUGAAACGAAUUCUUCGCUACAAUCGAUCGUGUGCGAAAGCAUAUGAAUAUAGUGGUUACAUAAUGGAAAAAGAGCAAUGCUAUCGAGAUGCUGCUUAUAACUAUGAACAAGCAUGGCAUUUUUGUAACCAAUCUAAUCCGACUAUCGGCUAUAAAUUGGCAUUCAACUAUAUGAAAGCAAAACGUUGGCCUGAAGCAAUUGAAAUCUGUCAAAAAAUACUAUCCCGUUAUCCGGACUAUCCAAAAAUCAAAAAAGACAUUCUUGAUAAAUGUAUUGCUAUGCUCAAAUGCUAAAAAUAGGGGAAGGUUUCGUAAUUAUUGUUCACAUGAUUCUUAUGUCCCUGGCAAUUCGUAGAAUCAUGCCAAUUAGUGACUUUUUUAUUUUACA